GACUCAACAGCUCAGCGGCGUUUACGGCUCUGUUCCUCCGGGAGGGCGCCAUCAGCAGGUGGCUCUGGUUUCUACAGGAGGACUGUGUGGUAGCAUGGCAGGGGACAACAACCUGAGCUGACCCCCAGGAUCACAGGCAGAGCCAGGGAAGAUGCAUAAGCUGCGGAGCUUCUCUGUGGCCAAAUUGGCUCAAGUGUUCAGCAGAUUGUCCUCAAGACCAAAGAGCACAGGAGAGAGACCUUCAGCUCCGCUGGGUUCACGGAUUCUGACCAGUCCUGAUGACAUCUUCAAGCACAACAUGUGGGACCAUGUGCAAUGGACAGAAGAGGAUAAAGAAAAUGCACGGCAGAUGGCAAAAGAAAAUUCCUGUAUACAAAUUCCUUUCGAGGAACAAGGUAAAUUUGACACCGAGGCGUGCCAAUACUGGGACAAGUUUUAUGAGAUGCACCAGGAUAAAUUCUUUAAAAAUCGCAAGUGGCUGUUUUUAGAGUUCCCUGAGCUGCUUUCUUCAGGUGCAAAAAGCCAGAUCACAAACAGGAGUCUGGAUGAUCAGCAGGCAUCCAAUCAUCAACCAGCCGUGUCCAGCACAGACACAGAGACCAGACACCGGCAACACAACGGCCCCACAAACCAUCACAGAUGUACAGAAACCUGCAAUCAUCAGACAGAGUCCUGUCAAAGAGCAGCACAAGAAACGAAUGACGCCACUGCCAUACAGACUACUUUCCCUGGGCAGCAUGCAUCUUUCAGGAUCUUGGAGGUUGGAUGCGGGGUGGGUAACAGUGUAUUUCCCAUCGUUAAUUCCAUAAAAGAAAGGGACGCAUUUCUAUACUGUUGUGAUUUCUCUUCGUGUGCCAUUCAGCUGGUCAAGGACCAUCCAGACUACAAUGACUCUGUGUGUCAUGCCUUUGUCCAUGACAUUUGUGAAGAGAUGGCCUCCUUUCCCUUCCCCCCUCAGAGCCUGGAUGUUAUUCUGGCAGUCUUUGUGCUCUCCUCUAUUCAUCCCGAGCGAAUGCAAGGAGUUGUGAAUCGACUAUCUAAAUACCUGAAACAUGGAGGGAUUUUUCUCUUCCGUGAUUACGGGAGAUACGACUUCUCACAACUCAGGUUUAAGAAGGGGCGAUGUUUAUCAGAGAAUUUCUACACACGUGGAGACGGAACCUGUGCGUACUUUUUCACUAAAGAUGAGGUACAUGAUUUAUUUUCCAAUGCUGGACUGGAGGAAAUUCAGAAUCUAGAGGACAGACGGCUCCAAGUGAACAGAGGGAAGAAAGUUGCAAUGCACCGAGUUUGGAUGCAGAGCAAGUACAGGAAAUCAUAUUCACCUUCGCCAUCUUAACACGCCACCAUGCACAGCAUUAUUUGGAGCUAUAUGGAUUUUUCAUACUUUGCUGUUUAUGCAUUAAAAACUGAAAAACUGUUGUUUUUUAACUGUAGGUGUGUGUUUACAACAACAAAACUGUAUGUAAUAAACGUACAAAACAUAUUGUCAAAGAAAACAGUGUAUCCUUUGAAAGUAUGAAUCAUACCAUUUACUUUGA
Messenger RNA from Centropristis striata (black sea bass), 1541 nucleotides. It is a transcript of the gene mettl8, whose product is annotated as methyltransferase 8, methylcytidine. Gene Ontology annotation, molecular function: tRNA (cytidine-N3)-methyltransferase activity. The record is from RefSeq and is a predicted model, not a curated record. Bases 152 to 1339 code for a protein of 395 amino acids. The transcript has 10 exons. NCBI's taxonomy places the organism in Eukaryota, Metazoa, Chordata, Actinopteri, Perciformes, Serranidae.